Talaromyces proteolyticus is the source of this 2692-nucleotide messenger RNA. RefSeq lists its product as uncharacterized. Gene Ontology annotation, cellular component: cytoplasm. The record is from RefSeq and is a predicted model, not a curated record. Gene Ontology annotation, biological process: cell population proliferation; mitotic spindle organization. Lineage: Eukaryota; Fungi; Ascomycota; Eurotiomycetes; Eurotiales; Trichocomaceae. The transcript has 2 exons. Bases 32 to 2410 code for a protein of 792 amino acids.
CUCACAACAAACAGAGCACAUUCUGUCAGUCAUGACACAACCACUUUCUCCCUUGUCGCCAGCAUCUGGCAACGCUCGCAUGCAUUCCCCCAUCGCUCCGCCGUCUACAGUGCGUCGUCGAGGAAUUGACGAGAUCAUGGCCACAGAUAACGAAAAGGAAAACGCCUCGCCGAACCCUCCCAAACGUACACUGUAUUCCUAUGAUGAGAAUUAUGAUGACGAUGACUACUACGAGUCAAAAUACUCGACGGCUCGCAGUCAAUAUACUGGAGUGGACGACGCGACGGAGGAUCUGAAUGCUGGCCCGCCAAGCUCACCAUUCCAGUUUGAUGCACGAGAUGAUACAGUCGAUAUGGAGAAGCUGCGAGCAAUGACUACCUCUCCGUUGCGUAAUAAAAGCCUGAGGAAUGCCGUGCCUGAGGUUUAUGUGGAUGAAGAAGACAGGUCAGAUGACGGCCGUCACGAUGAUAUGACUUCCGAGAGGACAUACCAAGAAACAGAAGAGAGAUUUGAAUCUCACACCGUCAUGAACAAUAGGCCAUUAGACUUGGAUGAUUAUAGCACCGUUCAUUAUCACGCAGAAAAGUCUCCUCGUCACGAAAUCGGCAGUAGCAUGAUGGAAGACAGACACAACGAAGAAAUGAGCACAGUAGCGCAUCCUUCCUCCCGUGAUGGCUUGGAGCCAGAUGAUGAUGCAUUGCUUGCUACUGAGUCCCAUGGCAUGAAUGAACAUCACGAGAAUGACCCUAUGGAUGAUACAUGCUUCAGCACGUUUUCUGCGGUGCCUAACGUGGACAUGACUUUGUUCUCGAAAUUGCGAGGGUCGCCAACAAAGAAAGUGGGUGACAUUAUGGAUAACUCCACGAGCAUACGAGAUUCUCCCUCCUCACGGCGGUCGAAGACAUCCACACCCACUACUGUGAGAAGACGAGCCGCUGACCACAGCGAUUACUCGCCCACGCCGCGGAAGAGAGGUCCUCUUGGCCAGGAAGAAAACCCAGAUCUUCUGGAUUUUAAUGACUCCAUCAACUAUUUCCGUCGAGUAUCGCAACGUUUUUCAACUUCAAACAGCCGAGCUUCGAUUUCUCCCCGCCGAAGAUCGCCUCUAAAACCACGCGAAUCGAUGCGUUCCCCUACAAAGUACAACUUGCUUGACUUUGACCUUCCGCCCCCGCAACACCGAUGUCUAUACCUUCUAUCACCCCUCGUGAAUUGGAAGAUAUCUUCACUUAAAGCUACAGUCAGUGGCAAGGAAGCCGAAGUGGGAAGCCUAAAGCAAGCUGUCGCAGAUGCAGAGCGUCGAGUUGCAGAAGCGCUUGAGGAAGUUCGUAACGAAGCUAUCCGCAAAGAGGCCUUGGAGGUUGAGCAGGCAGAAUGGGAACGUCGUGGCAAGGAAAUGGAUACCGUUCUACGCGAAGUUAGGUCAGAGAUUAUUGAGGGAGAACGGGAGCGAGAACGUAUGACGAGACGGAGCGAGGAAGCCGAGAAACAUAGAGAAGAGCUUGAAGGGAGAAUCGUAGAGCUGGAAAGCCAACUUGAUGCUGCUCGCAAAGCCCCCUCCACUGUGGCCGGACCACCAGCUGGUGCUGAUAUCUCCGGGAUGAUUACCGCCGAGCAAUCAGCCAAGGAGGUUCAAGAAGCGGUGGAGCGGGUUGCUCGUGAGCUUCACACCCUGUACAAGGGUAAGCACGAGAAUAAAGUUGCUGCUCUGAAAAAGAGCUACGAAUCACGGUGGGAGAAGCGCGUGCGCGAGGCUGAGAACAAGCAUAAGGAAGCCGCGGAAGAGAUUGAGCGUCUGAAGACUGAGCGCGAUGCCUCCAUGUCUGGACCUAUACACGCCAAUGUCAGUGUGCUCGGUCGUGACAAUGAAGAGCUAGAGGCUGAGAACAAGGUACUUGGCGCUCAAAUCAAGGGUCUCGAGCAACAAAUCGCCUCCGUGAAACAGAAUAAUGAGCAAUUGCAUUCCGAACUCAAGAUUGAGCGUGCCGAGAAAGGUGAACUGGUUGCAGCCGUAGACGAAUGGCUUGCUAUGCAACAAGGUCAACAAUUACAAUCCAUUCCAGGUUCGCGAGAACCAUCAGUCUCCUCAACACACUCCUCCAACUCUCUUGUGAGCGAACAUGAAGUCACUCUUCAAGAAGCCGACCUAGGCAACGGUGUUACGAUCGAAUUAGAAGCAGACCCGGAGCCAGCUGUACUCAAACGUAGCAUCAGCCGUACCAUUUCUAGCAGCAGCAGCGGCCUGAGUGGUAUCCGGCCGCCUUCAUCAGGCAUUGAAAAGAAAAGCCGCCUGGGAAUGUAUCAUGCGCGGCAAAACAGCGGCAGCGCUCGCUCCGGCAUCGCCAUGCCGACUCCUGGGCGGAGCGGAAUUAUGAGUUCGAUUGAACGAAUGGGUCGUGGGGGGAACUAACCAAUUGACAGCUUUGUUUUGUUACUUAUGUCUUGCUUUUGUGUUGUAAUGCGUUGAUAUGAUAUAUGAUACCACGCUUGUGUUGGCGGCUGUCUUCGCGAUUUUUUCUUUUUCUUCGAGGGGGAUAUAUUGUACAGAAUUGAUCAAUGCUGCUUUCGGCUGUCUAAGUCAUGAUUCAGGAGUGUUAACGAGUUUAUGAGAAUCGAUCCUACUGUUAAAUUUAGAACUAUCAAUAUAUUUAUACUGACACCAGUUCAGUAUCAAUUCAAAUGUUGACAUCAA